This is a messenger RNA of Pocillopora verrucosa, 1728 nucleotides long. Its product is annotated as galanin receptor 2a-like. Gene Ontology annotation, biological process: G protein-coupled receptor signaling pathway. Lineage: Eukaryota; Metazoa; Cnidaria; Anthozoa; Scleractinia; Pocilloporidae. Gene Ontology annotation, molecular function: G protein-coupled receptor activity. The record is from RefSeq and is a predicted model, not a curated record. Gene Ontology annotation, cellular component: membrane.
CACGUUCUUUAAAUCAAGACCUACAUUUUCUUCACAUAACCUGAUGAAUGAAGGUUUUGUACUGGGUUAACCUCCCGAGCAACAAUCUUACGAUAAUUCAAAUAAAGCGGUGCACAUGGUUUUCGGUGGAGAUUUAAGUCAAAGGUUCUUUUUUGCGGCCGUUGCAAUCAUCUCUUUCACUGGAAAUGUCUUCUUUAUUGUGAUUAUUAUACGCAAUAGGAAACUACUGAGAAAAGCUUAUCACAAAAUAAUACUGAGCUUGGCCAUCACCGAUAUGAUGAUAGGUCUUUGUCUUGUCUUAACACCAGUGUAUAUUAUUGGUCAAAAACCAGCUCUAACAAGCAAGAAUGUUGGCUCUGCGAUGUUUUGCUACGUCAUAGGAAAUCAAUAUCUUGUAUUUACGCUGGGAAUCGUUUCCUUGUAUACCGUUACGUUACUUGCAGUGGAGCGCUGGUGUGCUGUAUUUCGUCCCUUUGAACAUCGAACAACUUUUAGAAUUCACAAAGUGCGACAGUAUCUGAUCAUUAUUUGGAUUGCUUCCUUUGCUACAAAUAGCACUCACAUCUUAGAGACCAAGUAUUUUCUUAACAAUGUCAACACAACUGAACGUUGUGUGUUCCAAGGGAUAGCCAGCAGAGAGGCGAGAGUUGUCAUAGGAGUUGUAGAGAUUUUCUUAAAAUUUCUGAUACCAUUUUUAAUUCUCGUGGUGUCUUUCACUCACCUUUAUCGUUUCAUGAAGGAUUCACUUGUUGUUGCAACGACUCAUCCAAGCAAUUACAUUGCCCUUACACGUGUCACACAUAUGGCUGCCGCAACAUCGUUGGUGAUGGUGUUGUGUUGGUUUCCCAACCAACUUGUUUAUUUACUAUUCAAGCUCGAUGUUGUGCAGCUGAAUACCCCAUUUCAUAAAGCAACAGUUAUUGUUUGCAUGUUCAACUCUUGUUUGAACCCUUGUAUAUUUCUGUUAAGUAACAAACUAUACAGAAAAAAGGCAAAAGAACUACUCCCCAAGUGCAGAGGAUCAGUAAAGGACUUCGACUUAACUUCGACAGAAUCAAAGAAGGUGGUUCAGUCUGUUGUACCCGUAAAGUUUCUAGAGGGAAAUAUCCUCUAAGAGGAGAAAAUGGAGAUAUUUGAUCCUUUUUAAUUGUAUAGUAAUGACCUGGGUUAAAAAAAAAGUCGACCUUUCCUUUUUACUCAUUUAUACUAUAGUGCAAAUAUCUGCAGACUGAUAAGACGCCUUACGUCUCGGUGUUGAAGCAUCUGUAUAGAGGGGCUAUAAAUCAAGAGUCAAUCAUGUGUAGUGUUGUUUACCAGAGUCUCGGUAUGAACUAUUAUACACUGAUAGCGGAUGCGUAUCCUCCAUUUACGGAUUGUGAUAGAUACUAUCAAACUAAAUGUAAGCAUGUUAUAAGGUUUAACUGGCAGUAUAUUAUAUAAAAUUUCAGCCAAUUUGCUCUAAAACAAUGUCACUAAAUAGUCUUAUUGUAGGCAAGUAGACUGCCAUUUUUGUAUUUAGCUGUCGUUGGAGAUUUACCCUUUACGAAAAAUACGAACAGUAGCUUGUUAGAUCAUAAGAACCUAAAUCUGUAUAUUUGUUACUGUUCAUACGAAAUCACAAACAUUUUUCUCAGGGACAACAGUUGAUAAUAAAAAAUAUUUAUGUGUGUUAAACUAGCAAAUUAUUGUACCUGAAUAAUUACAUCAAUAAAACGAAGCUUCUCAUUA